Molecule: messenger RNA, 711 nt
Organism: Ostreococcus tauri
Lineage: Eukaryota; Viridiplantae; Chlorophyta; Mamiellophyceae; Mamiellales; Bathycoccaceae
Product: 6,7-dimethyl-8-ribityllumazine synthase
Exons: 1
Coding region: 1-711 (236 amino acids)
Biological process (GO): riboflavin biosynthetic process
Cellular component (GO): riboflavin synthase complex; intracellular anatomical structure
Molecular function (GO): 6,7-dimethyl-8-ribityllumazine synthase activity
Source: RefSeq, a predicted model, not a curated record
AUGGAUCGAGGCACGGCGACGAUGUUCGCGCGCGCGCGCGCGACCGCGCGUCCGGGACAUCGCGCGCGAACAGUGCGCGCGGCGGCGAAAGGGUCGUCCGAAAAGAAACGUGGACGCGCGAAUGAACGCGCGCCGCUCCCGCGGGAGUACGCGCAUCACGCCCCGGGAAGCGUCCAGGAGACGGAUGACGUCGUGCGGUGGGGAUACGCCGAGCCGGAGGCGCGAGAGAAGUGGGCGAACACGGUGAUCACGCACGUGGGCGACGGCAGUCGGGAACCGGUGCGCCUGGGCGUGUGCGUGGGAGAGUUCCACAAUAAACUCAUGGAUCGCAUGCUGGAGGACGCCCGAGUGGCGGCGGAGACCAUGGGAGCGACGAUCGAUCGAGUGAUGUGGGUGCCGGGGACGUACGAGGCCCCGUUGGUUGUUGAGAAUAUGUUGCAGGACCCGACGCUGGACGCGUGCGUGGUGCUGGGAUACAUCGAAAAGGGGUCGACGCUUCACGGGCAGGAGAUGGGGUCGACGUUCUCCAUCAUCGCGAAACAGCUCGAGUUGGAGUACGGGAAACCGGUGGGUAUGGGGAUCAUCGGUCCGGGGGCGACGGCGGAACAGGCUGAGGAACGCGUCGCGUACGCGGGCAACGCGGUGCGGGCGAGCGUGCGCAUGGCGAGGACGUUCACCCCGGCCGAGGCCGAGGACGACGACGAACGGUGA